AUGGCUGCCGAAGUAAAAGCCCAAACUGAGCUCCAGGACUUCAAGAGUCUCUUCUCCCUCGAUGGAAAAGUAGUGGUCGUCACAGGCGGCUCACGGGGACUGGGUCUCCACGCUGCUUCUGGCUUCCUUCAGGCCGGCUGCUCGAAAGUUUACAUAACUUCGCGCAAAGCUGCAGCCUGCGACUCUGCAUGCGCCGCCCUCAAUGCCCUACCAAACAAACGUCCAGGCGCUCAAGCCAUCUCAGUGCCCGCCGACAGCGCAAAGGUUGCAGACGUGGAGGCUCUGGUAAAGAAGGUCAUGGAAACGACGGACCAUGUGGAUAUCUUAUUUGCAAAUGCGGGGGCUACGUGGGGGGAGAAAUUCGAUACUCAUCCUGAUGGCGCUUUUGCAAAGGUGAUGGACUUGAAUGUUAAGAGUGUCUUCAAUACUAUCCGCUUGUUUGCAGCGCUACUUCAGAAGAAUGCAACAAUGGAGGACCCCUCCCGAGUCAUCGUUACCGCCUCUAUUGCCGGCCUCGGUGUUGGCUCUCUGGGUGAAAAUGCGACCUUUGGCUACUCUGCGUCUAAAGCGGCUGCAAUUCAUCUUACCCGGAAUCUGGCUGUCGAGCUCGGCCCUCGACACAUCCUUUGCAACAGCAUUGCCCCAGGUUUCUUCCCCUCGAAGAUGGCUUCGGGAUUGAUGUCAUUGCAUGGUGGUGAGGCAGAGAUGGCAAAGCAGAAUCCCAACGGUCGAUUGGGCAGGCCAGAAGACAUUGCCGGCGCAGUGGUGUACUUGGCGAGUAGGGCAUCCAGUCAUGUCAACGGAGCCUGCAUUACCCUCGAUGGCGGCGCAUUAUGGGGCAAAGGAAGGUUGUAG
Letharia columbiana is the source of this 855-nucleotide messenger RNA. RefSeq lists its product as uncharacterized. The transcript has 5 exons. Bases 1 to 855 code for a protein of 284 amino acids. The record is from RefSeq and is a predicted model, not a curated record. Gene Ontology annotation, molecular function: oxidoreductase activity. NCBI's taxonomy places the organism in Eukaryota, Fungi, Ascomycota, Lecanoromycetes, Lecanorales, Parmeliaceae.